AAGACGAAUAAGAAUUAACGCUUACACGAGAAUCCGACGGAAUCGUCUGGGCCUCUCGCCGCUUGGAUCCCAACACACGAACACAGACCUUCUCUUCAUUUCGCAGUCGGAUUCCUAGUCAGGGUAAAAUGAAUUUUCCGAACAUCAGGGAUGUAUUGACUUCGUUUAGUCCUGCAUUAGACUAUCUUGCCCUUAGCACUGGAGAUGGCCGCAUCAAGAUAUGGGAUACUGUUAAGGGUCAGGUCCAAACCGAGUUUGCUGAUCUUGCAACUGCAGAAGAGACAAACUUGUAUACCAAGGUUGGAAAGGGCCAUCUUUCAGUUGAUUUUACAUGCAUGAAGUGGUUGUCUUUGGAGAAAAAGAAGAAGAGAAAAUUUGGGACUUCAUUACUGAUACUAGGAACAGGUAGUGGAGAUGUUUUAGCACUUGAUGUAGCUGCUGGUCAGCUAAAUUGGAGGAUAAGUGACUGUCAUCCUGGUGGUGUCAGUGCUGUUGCUUCUUCUAGACAUGCUUCCUGCAUUUACAGUAGUGGUGCAGAUGGAAUGAUCUGUGAAAUUGAUCCUCAUACUGGAAACCUCAUGAGAAAAUUGAAAGCUUCAACCAAAGCAAUCUCUUGUCUAUCUGUUUCACCUGAUGGAAAAGUUUUAGCCACUGCAUCUGCUCAGUUGAAGACUUUUAACUGCUCUAAUCACAAGAAGAUACAGAAGUUUACUGGUCAUCCCGGAGGUGUGCGUUGUAUGGCUUUUUCAGAAGAUGGGAAGUACAUCCUCUCAUCGGCAACGGGUGAAAGAUAUAUUGCUCUCUGGAAAACUGGUGGAGCCAAGAAGCAGUCUGCUAGCUGCGUUCUUGCCAUGGAGCAUCCCCCGGUUUUUCUGGAUAGCCAAUGCUUAACAGGUGAACAAGGAUUACAUGUGUUGGCUAUUUCAGAAAUUGGUGUCUGUUAUUUUUGGCAUGGCUCAAAUCUUGAGGAGCUAUCCAAUGUGAAGCCUACAAAAGUCUCUUUACCUAUUGAAGACUCUUUACUUCAACGUCACAAGGGCUCAGCACCUACAAUCUUUGCCGCAAAAUUACAAGGCAUUUUGAAGCCUGGUUCUGCGCAUGCCUUUAUUGCGUUUGGUUUGCUGGUGAAGCCAUCGUUCCAAAAAAUGUUAUUGCAGUUUGGUUCGGACUUGGUGUUGAAUGCCUCUAAGGAUGGUGUCCUUCUCCCAAUCGAUCAUUCGGGUUCCAAGGCCAAGAAAGGGCUAGGCUUGCAAAGUAAAGUUACGGCACUAGACCGUGCUCAUGCGGAGGAUGCUUUGCUGCCAGUCCCAAUUGUUGCUGACCUGGAGGACACUUGUGUACAACAAAAUUUAGAUACAUAUAUGAUUACUGAUGUGGCUAAUCAGGGUCAAGCUGCACUAGAUGAUGGAAAUGCAGGUCCAUUAGCUGGAGUCGAGAUGUCUCCUGAAACAUUUUGCAUGGAGGAUAGGUUGAAAUCGUUAGGGAUACUGAGUAGUAUGGAUGAAUCAAGCAAUCUUUCCCAUUCUUCCAUAAUUGAAGGGAUUGAUUUCGAGGCUAACCUGCCAGAAAAGAAGAUAAGGUCUGCGGUUCUGUCUAUGGCACCUUCUUCUGCGUGCAAGACCUUAGAAACCCUGGUUGCUUUGUGGCAGACAAGGGCAGGUAGUGGGAGUCAUCUUCUUCCAUGGAUAUACAACAUAUUGAUGAAUCAUAGUCAUCAUAUCAUAUCUGAGGAACUGAAGAACCACAGGCUGCUUGAUACAUUGCUCAAGAUUACCAAAUCUCGAGGGAUGGCUCUUCAGCAGUUACUGCAGUUGUCUGGGCGCUUGCAACUUGUGACAGCCCAGAUCGACAAGACUGCAAAUCAAACUCCAUCAACAGCCCAUGAAGAACAAAUGGAUGAAAGCGAUGCUGAUGAAGAUGUAGAAGAUCAUUUCUAUGGGGAAGACGAUAAUGAGUCAGAAUUAAGUAGUGAUGACGAGAAAGGGGAUACGAGGAUGGAAUAGUCACAGCUGCAUUGUGCUGAAAGAAGAAUACAAAAGGGUCAUUGCAACUGACCUCCUAGUCAUUUGAGGCUGCAAGUUCGGUUGCUCGUCUUCUCAGCUACACCCUGAAAAUUUAUUCUUGCAUUCUGUUCUUCAAAUCAUAAUUUUCCUAGCAUAUAAAUUAAUGCC
This is a messenger RNA of Tarenaya hassleriana, 2171 nucleotides long. RefSeq names its product WD repeat-containing protein 43. The coding region runs from base 129 to 2003 and encodes 624 amino acids. Gene Ontology annotation, molecular function: protein binding. The record is from RefSeq and is a predicted model, not a curated record. The transcript has 14 exons. Lineage: Eukaryota; Viridiplantae; Streptophyta; Magnoliopsida; Brassicales; Cleomaceae.